AUGGCGCCGGCGGGGCCGACUUGCAUAGCGAGGAUGGAGCGCUUGCCUGUCUUCCAACGCGCCGCAACUACUGUCAACGCAGACGCACAUACACGUCAUCACGCCAAUACCUCCCCCUCUUCCCUCUUCCCUCGGCCUCGCUCGCCCGACUCAGGCAACGGUGGCGGCGCCGCUCCACCACGCGAGCAUUCAGUUGCACAAAGGAAAAUAGGUCCGACAGGCACGCCCCUGACCGCCACAAUUCUCGCUCUCCUCGAUCGACCGCCAGCAAGCUCGCCGUUAAAAGCCGGGCUCGUCGUCGAUGGCUUCAUCCACCCAGCCGCCUCAUCCAUGCUCUCCUCGGUCCUCAUCCCGCUUUUGUUCGCGGCCCACGUCAGCGCCGGCUUCCUUGUCGCCGACCCCGCCCCGCCGGCGCCGGCACCCUCGCCGGCGUUCGUGACGUACUACCGCCCGCGCGUGCACUGUCCCGCGGGGCUCGCCGUCGCCGCGGACGACGUCCAGGCCAUCGACAUCGCCGAUCGAACUGUUGGGAGGGUUGUUUGCACCGGCCGGAGGCGCACCGACAUUGACGCGGAGCAGAUCAGCUGCGCGUUCCGUAACUCUGACGGCGCGCUGCUCCCGAGUAUUUCGCACAGCAAGUGUGCUGGGCUAGUCGCCGAGGAGGGCACCCUGUGUCUUCCUCUGUGCGACGAAGAACAAGGACGGCGUCCCGCUGGCGCGAAUGGCGCUGACGCGUGGCGGCGACACGGCGUGCUACUACUACAACGAGUGGUGUACCUACUCCAUCCCGACGGCGGCAGCCGGUGUCCGGCGCGGGCGGGGACGUCAUGCAUCCUCGGCCGGCGGCAGUACCACGGGGAGGACAACUUCACGGCAAUGCUCCGCAAGAAGGCCGAGGAGGAGGAGCUGCGGGGCCGCACCCGCGCCGCAAGCCGGGUGGUGCCCGAGGCGCUGCGCCGCCGGUUCGCUGAGCCCGAGGAGGAUGCUUAG
Messenger RNA from Mycena indigotica, 990 nucleotides. RefSeq lists its product as uncharacterized. Lineage: Eukaryota; Fungi; Basidiomycota; Agaricomycetes; Agaricales; Mycenaceae. The record is from RefSeq and is a predicted model, not a curated record. The transcript is spliced from 3 exons. The coding region runs from base 1 to 990 and encodes 329 amino acids.